GCAAUGAAAAUCUUGUCCAAAAGGAAGCUGAUGAGGAGAGCGGGGCUCUUCGGGCGCGCGCCCCCGCGCACGCCGGGCCGCGGGCCUCCGCCCGACCCGCUACAGAGGGUGUACCGGGAAAUAGCCGUGCUCAAGAAGCUGGACCACCCGAACGUCGUGAAGCUAGUGGAGGUAUUGGACGACCCUGCAGAGGACCAGCUGUACUUAGUCUUCCAGCUGCUAGAAGGGGGGCCCGUCAUAGACAUCCCCACCGAAAACCCGCUCAGCGAACUGUUGGCGAGAAAGUACUUCAGGGACGCGCUACUAGGAGUAGAAUAUUUACACUACCAACGCAUCGCUCACCGGGACAUCAAACCUGCAAACCUGCUCCUCGGCGAGGGCAGGGUGCAAGUGGCAGACCUGGGUGCUUGCGGGGAGCUGGCCGGAGCCGGCAGACUGACUGGGGCUGUGGGCACGCCAGCCUUCAGGGCACCUGAGGCAGCGGCGAACGCCGACAAGUAUAAUGGAGAGGCAGCUGACAUUUGGUCGUUAGGAGUGACCCUGUUCGCCAUGGUGACGGGUAAGGUCCCCUGGGGCGGGCCCACGGCGGCCGAGCUGCAGAGGAGGGUCCUGGACGAGCCGCUGGCGUUCCCGCAGCGGCCGCAGCUGUCGCGGCAGCUGAAGCACCUGCUGGGAAGGAUGCUGGACAAGAACCCGGCGACGAGGGCCAAUAUGCAGCAGAUAAAGGACCACGAAUGGAUAACGAACUCCGGGCAGGACCCGCUGCCGUCGGAGCAGGAGAACUGCCGGCUCGUGGAGGUCACGGACGAGGACAUGGCGCAGGUCGUCACCUCCAUCCCCAACCUCUCCACGCUCAUACUCAUCAAGACCAUGCUCAAGAAACACAGCUUCCAGAACCCGUUCCUCCGAAGCCGGGAGGGCAGCACAGCACGGCGGGAGUCAGGCAGCGGGCGCGGCGAGCUUGAGAAGUGCGCAGCGAGGCGUGGCCAGCUCGCCAGGGCGGGCAGGUCGCUGUCAGCGCCGGGGAACUACCUCACUGACAGACAACAAUCCUUCGACAUCAGCCUGGAAUCCGUGCAGGAGUCCCGGGACCAGAGCCAGGAGGUCCAGAAGGAGAACGGCCCUGAAGACAAGCGCGUGCAGUCCGCGCGGUGAUACGCGCCCCCCUGUCGCUCCCUCACCAUGAGGGGGCCAAGUCCCAAGCAUUGCAAGAAGACGAAUCUUCUGAUGACUUAACGACUGCAUAAAUUUAAUUUUAAACUUUUGUAUUUGACUGCUCGUCAACAUUGAACAAGACGUAACGUUGCAUUCGCUAAUGGAAUGACAAACCUUUGCUAAAGCUUAAG
Messenger RNA from Ostrinia nubilalis (European corn borer), 1346 nucleotides. Its product is annotated as calcium/calmodulin-dependent protein kinase kinase 2. The record is from RefSeq and is a predicted model, not a curated record. The transcript has 7 exons. Gene Ontology annotation, molecular function: calmodulin binding; ATP binding; calcium/calmodulin-dependent protein kinase activity. Gene Ontology annotation, biological process: protein phosphorylation; positive regulation of protein kinase activity; intracellular signal transduction. Gene Ontology annotation, cellular component: cytoplasm. Lineage: Eukaryota; Metazoa; Arthropoda; Insecta; Lepidoptera; Crambidae. Bases 4 to 1155 code for a protein of 383 amino acids.